Molecule: messenger RNA, 11758 nt
Organism: Chlamydomonas reinhardtii
Lineage: Eukaryota; Viridiplantae; Chlorophyta; Chlorophyceae; Chlamydomonadales; Chlamydomonadaceae
Exons: 21
Coding region: 658-11148 (3496 amino acids)
Source: RefSeq, a predicted model, not a curated record
AUAGUACAGCAAGCAGUUGCAAGUUCUGCUGCACACACGCGGACACGCCUAGGGGAGACUGUCUGCACACGCCUAGCCAGACAUUUGUUACCCCCUAGUUACCCCUAAGCACGUAAAACCGCGAGUCACUGAGUGCUUGGAGGGUUUGACUCACAGAAUGCCGCACUCCGCAAUGUAUACGGGGGGCCCAACGGGGGGAUUCCGUCCGCACUAGCUCGGCCUGCAGCCCUGCACGCCCAACGCGAGGGAUUGGUGUGGGCCGUUGGUCAAUUGUGGACCGUUGCAAGCACUUCAUACGUGCUGUGCAUAAUGACAUCUGUGCCGAUGAGUGGCGCCUUACUGCACAUUUGGGAUUAGCGGCAGGUGGUAGCCUGGUAGGCGUGCCAAGUGUGCCAAGUGAGGGAACGCUGCGCCACGAGUGCCUGGCAUCGACUUGAGCCAUUGAUUAUGGCACAGGAGCGAGGUUAUACUUGAUACAGCCUGAUGCAAUCAUGAAUGUAUUUUGCUUCUGCAAACGCGAAGAACAGUUGUCGAGAAGCAGAACUUUCGGGCGCGUCUCCGGGUUAAGCUAGGGUCCGUUAGUCAAGCUACGUUUCCAGUAAACUCCACAAAUUACAUGGAAUAGAGAGCAACCGUGUGAGCGUUGACCUGACGGCGAUGUCAGCAUGCAGCUUGCAUAACCAGGGUCGCCCGGGUCAGUUCAGCGGCAGCCCGUUCCGGCCACCCCCGGUGGCUGCCAGUAGCGGCCCCGCCCCUGGCACGCUGCCCUCCCAAACCCCAUUACUCAGUAGCCAGAGUGGCCGACUGCUGUGGCCGCUUGACAAAAGUCUUGCUGGCCUGGCUGUACGGGCUGCAGCAGGAUAUAGCGCUGCGCCUACUCAGCACCAACAGGGUGAAGCGCGCCACACGCACACCGCGGAUCCCGCCAGCCCGGCGUUCGCUCCGCUCUGGCCAUGCCCAGCAGUCAGAAACGGCCGCCGCUCGCGGGCGCUCGUGGCUGCAGCUGGUCUUGGCCGGUCCAGCAAGCAGACGGCAGGGGCCGGGGCUUCCACGUCGCAGCCAAGGAGUCCUGGCAACCAGGCGCCGCUGAGCACGGACCUGCUUAUCCAGCGCCUCGAGGCCGCGGCCGAUGCGCAAAGCGUGCUGCAGCUUCUUAAGCAGCCCAGGAAUGCCUCUGCGGAGCAGGCAUUUUUGUGCACCGCUGCCCUCAAGGCCCUGGCACGAUUGCUGGGUGGCACAGCGGCAGCUCCGCUGGCGGUGGUGGGAGCACCGGCAGUGGCGUUGCUGGGCCGUGGUGGGAAGCCCUUGUCGCGAGACGAGCUGCAGGAGCUGCAGGAAGCCGUGCGCGGCAUGAUAAACGAGGUGCACUCGCGCCGUGGAGUGUUAUCCUUGCCGCUGCUGUCGGACACCCUGAAUUCCCUGGAGGUGCUGCUGCCCGCACUGGGCGGCUGGCGGGUGGCUGGGCUCCGGGCGGACGACGCGGCGUUGCGCUUGCUGGCAAUGGCGACAGACGUCCCUCAAGCUGCCGCGGAUGCAGACGCAUUGCGGCCAGUGCCGCUACCGGCGUUGCGUAAUGCAGCCCGGGUUGCGUUGCGCCUGACCCAGAUGGCCCAGCAGGUGCGGCAGGCACCAUCUCCACAAGUCGAAUCUACCACAAGGCGCGUACGGGAAGCCGUGCAAACCUACUUGCGCCGCGCCGUCUUCCCCGCGGCAGAGGAGGGCGGCCAGGCGGCGGCGGCGGCUCGGCUGCAUGGUGCGGAUCUGGCGGCAAUGGCGGCAGCUGCGGAGCUGGCGGUGAUGUGGGACGUGGAGGUGCCGCCCGAGGUGAUGCAGCUGCAUGUGCGGCACGUGGACCGCCUGCUGUCGGCCGCCGCCGGGCCGGCGUACAUCGUUAGCGCCGACGUGCAUGCGGAGCAGCACAGCGUUGCCGGCCAGGGCACCAGCAGGAGUGGUGAUGACAAUACCAGCACAAGUCACCAUGCUCAAGGGCGCGGCAACGGAAGGGCGGAGCCUAGGGGCCGUGGCGGACGGGGUGGUGGCGGCCGCGUUGGGCGCGGAAGCAGUGCGUCACAGCAGGAGCGCGGGGCUGCUGGUGUCAGCGGCACGGCCUCUGACCGCACGGAGCCCCCGCUGCCUGACGGGCUGGUGGCGGCUGGCCAGCUGGACGUGACCUCCCUGGCGCAGCUGCUGAUUGCAUGGGCGUCUGUGCCGGCCGGGCGACCCGCGCCGAGCGUGGAGUGGCUGGACCGCGCGUCAGCACUGGCGCUGCGGACGCAGGACCCGACGACCAUGGCGAAGCGGGGCCAGCUGAUGCGGAAGCUGAGGCGCUUGAGGAGCGAAAGGCAGCAAGCCGCAGAGGAGCUGCGAAGGCUCCUCGCAGCCGCAACCGCAGCCGGGCCAGAGGGCCAGGGUGGCGAGGGCGGGCGAGCAGGACCCUCAGGGCCGGCGGCCUCGGACGCCAAAGGGAUACAGCCGGACGUGCAGCAAGACCGCAAUGCGGGUGCUGCGCGCGGCGGAGGGCGCGGCCAAGGGCGCGGUGGGCGACUUGCUAGGGGCGGCCGCGGCCGUGGUGCUGCGGCCGCCAACACAGCUCACGCUGCGCCUCUUGAGUCCGGGGCCCGCGCCCCAGGAGGUCAGCCGCCGCAGCCGCAGCAGCCGCAGCUGGACGACACCGGCAGCUUGAAGGCCAGGCUGAAGGACAUCGGCCGUGAUGUGGAGGCGCUGCAACAGGAGCUCGCGGCUUUGGGGCCAGUGGCCAGUGCUCCGCCCGGAGCAGCUGUCGACGCCAGGGCCGGGUCCGUGGGCGGCCCAGCAGCGGCUGGCCCUGCGCCAACGCCGGCGUCGGGCUGGAAGCGGCGGCAAGAGGAGCCGGAGGCGAGCGCGGGAGCCAGCACUGCCGCACCUGCGGCCAAGCGCCCCCACCUGGAUCAGAAGGGUCCACAGUAUCCCGGGGCGGCUCUCGAGCUGCCCUCAACCGCUGGGGCACAGCUGAGUUACGCGUUGGCGUCUGGCGUCCUUACGGGCCUGCUGUGGGCAGUCAGCGGGCGGCUCGGCAGCAUGCUCACGACGGAAACGCGGGCGCUGGCGCGUGCUGUGGCGGUGGCGCGCAUGUCGGACUUCACGUCACCGCAGCAGAUUGUGGCGGUGCUGUACUCUCUGGGGCGCAUGAAGAGCGUGCCGGCGCGCGAGGAGGUGGGCGAGUUCACCAAGCGCCUGCGCCCCCACCUGGAGUCGCUGUCACCCACCGACGCAGUGCGGCUGCUGCAAGCGCUAGAGGCUCUGGACUAUAACCCGCCUGCCAAGCCCUGGCAGGCGCAGCCGCCGGCAAGCAGCCAGCCUACCAGGACUGGCAAGGCAGGCAAGGCAGAUACUGCGCAGCCGGCAGCAGAUGCAGGCUUUCCGCCGUCAGGUGCGGAGGUUAUUGGCCGCCUGAUGGUGAUGGUGGACGGGUUGGGAUCGCGUGGCGGAGGAGGAGGCGGCUUGGCUGCGGCGCCCUCGGACCUCAUUCUGGAGCUCCUGCGCAGCUGCGCCGCGUGGAGCGUGCCCUUUCCGGAGACGUACCUUGGGGCUUUGGAGAGCAUUGUGGAACAGCGGGUUCUGCGGUCUCUGCCGCUGGACAAGAUCAAGUUGCUGUCGCCGCGGGCUAUGGCAACGGCUGCCCAGGCCAGCUAUGGGUAUGUGCCUACCGCGGUGGCCUCUGACGCCGACGUCAACGCGGACGUGAUGCGAGCGGGGCUGCUGGAUGGCGUCAUUCUGCCGCUGGCGGCCACCCGGCAAGGCUUUGUCAACGGGGACAUGUUCUACCUCGCACUGUGGGACUGGAUGGAGGUCAAGGCGUGCGAAGGUAUCACUGUGGACAAGGCCACCUCGCUGAUCAACUCCUACGCCUACAACAAGAGCUGGGCGCUGGUGCCGCAGCUGAGGAAGGUGAUGGAGGGCCUGAUGGAGCGAGCUCUGCAGCUGCCGGUGUCGCAGCCGCGGGAGGGCUCCAAGCUGCUGCUGGCGGUGGGACGAGCGCUGCGCGUGAUGGGCGACAAGAUGCAGUGUAUGCCGGCCGACUCCAUCGCAGACAAGGUGGCUCCUGGUGUCGCGCCGCUGCUGCUGCCAGCGGUGGAGCGACUUGCAUCGCAAGACCCGAACGCAUCCGAUGUUGCAGCAGCAGUCAAGGGACUCCUCGUUGAAGCGCGGUGGCGAGUGCCCGUGAGCGCCGACAGUGUUGUUGAGGACCCUGCCCGGAACAACGGUUGCGACGUCGACCCGCGUGAUGCGUCAGAGCAAGCCACCCGUCGCCUGCUGGCGAAGCUGGCGGUGGCAGCUGAGCGGAAGCUAGACGGCACGCGGGUGCUAAGUUUCGCGUGGCUGCUAGAGGGCUUUGCUGCUCUUCAAUACCGCCCCUCGCACGACACGCUGGCACAGCUCUACGGCGCAGCUGCGGCGCGGCUGGCCGAGCGGCCGGCGAAGGCGGAGGAGGUGGUGGAGCUGCUGAACAGUGUGACGGGCAUGGACAGGGUGGCAAGCGAGCCCGCACCGGCAACCGCAGCAGCAGGGCCCAUGGCAGCAGGAGGAUCAGCGCCGGCGACGGGGCGGCGUGGGGCACUCGGGGAUGAGCUCAAAGCCCGCGGCCGGCUGCUGCAGCAGCUGGCUGUGGCAGUGCUGCAGGAGCCUGCUCUGCCGGCACUCGCGUCAGUACCAGAUGCUCUGGUGGCAGCUGUUAAGCAGAUGGCGAUUCUGGGCAUGCGGCCGCCCGUGCAGUGGCUUUCGAGCUACACUGCAGUGCUGCAGGCCCUGCUACCGAAGCUGUCCUCCAUUGGGCUGGCGUAUGGCGCGGAGGGCCUGGCGCUGCUUGGCGCUGCCCCGCCUUCUUCAUUCCUCGACAUCCUGCUCACAUGUACGGACAAGCAUGGCGCAGACAGGUUCGAGCCACACGCGCUCGGGCUGCUGCUGGGUGGGGCCCACGCGCUGCGGCAGAAUGCGCUGGCGGCUCAGGCAGCGGCGGAGUUGCGGCUCAGAGGCGUUGGAGACGAUGAUGAGGCGGAGGAGGAGCGGGCGCACACCGCAGAGGCCGCCGAUGUGGAUCCGGCUGCCUGGCGGCUGCGGCAAGCGGCAACCGGUGUCCCGGUGGUUGCGCCACUGUCGACUGCAGCGCAGGAGGCGUGGGGCCGCGCGCAUGUAGCGUUCGUAUCCGAAGCUCGCAAGAGCAACCCCAUGCCGCGCUACUCGCGCGCGCAGCAGCUGCUUGUGGUGAGCGCAGUGACAAGCUUUGAGCUGUCGCGGCCGCCUCUGAGCCAGGGGCAGCAGGCGGCCGCAGGCAGCGGACCCAGCAAGGCGGGUCGUGGCAACUCCAAGGCAGCAAGCGCGGGCGCCGUCGCGGACUUCCGGGCGCGGCUGGAGGCAGACUGGCUGGCCGAGACCUGCGCGAGUCUGCUCGCGAGCCGGAAGGCUGAGGAGGCGACCAUAGCUGGUGGCAGCCGUGGCGGCGGCAAUCCCGCGCUGCUGCCUACGCCGGCCAUGCUCGAGAGCCUGCUGCGCUUAGCCACGCGUGUGCUUGGUGGACGCACCGAUGGAGCCAUUACCCGCCUGGUCAAGUCCGGUGCCGGCAGCAGCACACCAUUGCAGCAGCACAGCGGUGGCGUCACAGCGGCAGAUGAGCAGACCCUGGCGCAGGAGGCGGCCAGGAGCAAUGUUGUCGAGUUCGUGCGGCUGUCCGUUCAGGACCUGUCCCGGUCAGUAAGCGGCCGCCACGGGGCCACAUCCUUCCCAGCUUGGGUCAGCCUGCUGCGAGCAGCCCUGGAGGCGGGCAUUCGCCUGUCGCCUGCGGAGCUAGGUGUCUUCGCCUCAACACUCCUCAACAUGGCUGCAAGGCGCACCAGGCGCGCCCUCACUGCAAAGGGGCCCAUCUCAGCCAACACGACGGAAGGCGCGUCAGCAGAUGGCCCAGCAGCUGCAAGCGCCGGCUCGGGCGCAGGAGCCCGGUCGCUGUCGGCGGAGGGCAGGGAGCGGAUGACGGCUGUGUGGCAGGACGUGGAGGAGGGCUUGGAGGGCGUGCUGCUGCCGGUGCUGCCCUGGGUGCCGCCACUGGAAACUCUGAGGACUCUUCGCCUCGGCCUUCUGGAGCAGUCGCCGGCGGUGCUGACCGCCGCCAGCCUGCGGCAGCUGGCGCUCAUGUGCACCUACACGACCCAGGCCGCGCCCCAGCUGGCGGAGGAGGCAGCCCGCGGCCGGCGGACGCUGUGGUGGUCAACUGUGCGGGCCGAGCUGCUGCGGCGGGCUCAAGAUGAGGAGGUGGAGAAGGCCUGGUCGAAGGCGCAGCGAGGCAGCAGCAGCAACCGCAGUGCCGCGACGGCAGAGGCAGACCUGCAGACGGCAGUUGAUUUGGCUGCCGCCUGCUAUGGUCUACUGAUGCACGGCGGCGGCAGCAGGGAGGGGCGGGACAGUGCCAGCGGCGGCGGCGCGGCGCCUUCUAGCGCCUCACUGCCGGACGAGCUGGCCACCUGGAUGAAGCUGCUGCUGACGCGUGCAGGCUCGGGUCUGGCGGCAAAAAGGUCCUUGGGUAAGGGCCUGGCGGGGGUGCGUGCUCUGCAGCUGCUGUGGGUGGCGCGCUCUGUGGGCUGCGCGCACCUGCUGCCGGCAAGCGUGUGGAGCACUGCGUUCGGGGCGCUGGGGCCGGAGCAGGCAGGGGCGGCGGCACUUCAGCCCCGGCAGCUGGCGCAGCUAGUAGUGCUGCGAGCUGAGGCCCUGCGCGGUAGCGGUGACAGCGCGACCGGCAAUGGCCCGCUGGAGCGACUGCCCACACGGGCAGGGUCAUCGGUGCCCGUUGCCGGCUGGUUCCUGGAGGUGUGGCUCGAUAGGCUGGCAGUCUCAUGCCAGCGGGUGCUCCUAUCAAAACGCGCAAGCGCUGACGCGGAUGGGGUCACACCUGCAGUCGCCUUCCUAGCGGUGGCCUACUGCCUGCCGCCUGACCAGCAGCGGCCGCGAGAGUAUGCCGCUGUGCUGGCGAAGGCGGCCCUGCCGGCGCUGUCUGGUUCAGUUGGAACAGCAGCAGGAGCAGACGUGACACUGCUUUUGGCGGACCUGUGGGCCUUCCUAAGGCGCGUUGAGGGUUGGCCAGUGACAGGCUCGGGCAGCAGUACCGGCGACAGCAGUGGCAGUGAGAACGAAAGCGAUGCCAGCUGGACCGGGCUACCCGUGGAAGCCGCGGCAGCCGUGUGCCAACGGGUCUUGGCAGUGGCGCAGACCGGGGCCCAGGCGGCGGGCGGCUUCAUCAUGCCCCCAUCAGAGGCGGUACAGUUCACUGUAACGCUGCUCAACGCCACGGCGGUCGAGAGCAGUUGCGCGAGUGCCCUGGAGGCGGCGCUGCCGCUACUGCAGGCGCUGGUGCCGGAGGCGGAGGCGGAGGUGUGGGCGCUGGCGACGCGCGAGCGCCUGGGCAGGGCAGUGCUAGCGUCGGCGCUGCAGGCCGCAUUGAACGCCGUCACCAACACUGAGCCGCCACUGGGCGCAGACGGGGCUAUUGCGUCAGCCUGUGAGGUGGCGGCGCUGAUGGUGGGCAGCGUGGCGGUGCUGCUGCAGCAGGCGCCGCAGCAGCCGAUUGCUGCACAGGUGGCAAACAGCCGGGCGGCUUCAGUGGUGUCGCGCCUCGAUGCGCGCAGCCUCCCGCCGGACCAGCUGGCUGCCCUGGCGUCUGCCAUCAUCCGCCUCUGCCCACCUGCAGCCGGUGGUGCUGCGGGCGAAUAUGCAGCGGCGCGCAUCCCACAAGCCGCAGCCGCCGUGCUGCUGCGGCUGAUGUCAGCUGCGGAGGUGGUCGAGCGGCUGCCGAUCACGCGCCUUGAGGCCGCCCUCACACGCUUCCUCCCAGCCCAGCAGCAGCAGCACGAGGGGCAGGCACCAGAAGCUGGGUCACAACUGCCCAUGACGGAGGCGGUCGCGCAGGCCAUCAGCGCCAAGCUGCAGGUGGGCAGCACGGCCUGGUUCGCCCGCACGCCGGUGGGCCUGGCGGUGCAGCUGCACCGCUGCGGCGCCAGCGGUGUGCUGCUGCAGCGCGCGCUGCUCGCGGACCGCGACUGGGCCGGGCGGGAGGUGCAGCUGCUGCAGGCCCUGGCGAUGGCGGCGCCGCGGGAGCCGCUGGCGCUGUCGCUGCGCGACUAUGGCGAUGGGAACACGCUCGAGGCGCUGUCGCUGCGGGGGGCGCAGAGCGCACGUGCUGCAGGCCGAGGCGAGGGGCCCCUCAGCUGCCUUGCGCUGGACAUCACCCAGAGCCUGCGCCGCACCAGCCGGCAGCAGAGGCUGGGGGUGGCCGCUGCGGCGGCCUGGAUGGGCGCGCUGGCGGAGCUGCUGCCGCACCUGGAGGGCACGGCGGGCUCCUACCUGCUAUACGGAGCCUUCAAUUGGGCGGGGCGGCGGGCGCUGAUCGAGAAACCCAAGGCGAUGCGGGAGAUCCGAGAGGAGCCUGCCUCGGUGUGGCGGCUACUGGAGGCGUUGCUGGCACUGGCCGGCGAGUGCCUGAACAAGCGCGCCUUCGCCAUCGUGAUGCGCAAGAUGCAUGUCCGGCAUGGCACCGUGCCCAAACCUGAGGACCCAAUGGACGCCGCGCGGGACCAGCAGCGGUUCGAUGUGCAGGAGGGCGAGUUCACCAUCCUGUUGAGCUACAUCAGCCGGCGGGGGCCGUACCUCAUCCAGGACACAGACGCGCGGCUGCUGCUGGCUGCCAUGCAGCCGGUCCUGGAUCGCCACCAACAGCGCAUGGAGCAGCUCCUGCAGGAGCAGUCCGCCGCCAACCACCCCGGCAGCACCAGCAGCAGCUCCAGCAGCACUGCUGGCGGCGCCGCCGCCGCCGCCUACUGGUGGCCGCCGGGCUGCGCCCAGCCGCCGGCGGGCCGCCUGGUGGCAGGGCUGCGGCUGCCGGAGGGCGACCCGGACCUGCUGUCGGCACGGCAGCUGGGGCUGCUGUACGGGGCUGUGGUGAUUCGUGGACCGGGCGCGCAAGACGAGGUGCCGUACAGCCUCUUGGCUGCAGAGGCUCAACAGCUGUACCUGGCCUACAUCACGUCGCUCAACCUGCUGGCCGGCCGCACCGACCUGCCGCCGCACGAGCACCUGGAGGCGAUGCUGGGCGCGCUAGAGCCCGCCGUGUUCUUCAACCCCUCCAGCCGAGUCUUGCCCGCUUACCGCGUGGGGUCCGACGCUGCAGCAGACGGCGACGAUGGCCAGGCGGCGGACACAGAGGAGAAAGCGGAGGAGGACGGCGACGAUGGGGAGGGCUACGACUUCUACAGCGACCGCCUGCCGAUUGAGCACUUCCUGGCGCCCGUACUGGCGCGGUACGCACGGGCGGGAGCGGAGGAGCAGCCGCGGCCGGCGGGCUUGGAGUUGUGGGAUGAUGUCACCGAGCUGUACAGCCCAGCCGACCUAAGUGAGCAGUCCAUGCUCGCGAUGUUGUACAACGAGAUCUCUGACGAGGACUUGCAGGCCUGGGCGACGCAGGGCUUGCACGCCGCAUCCAGAGAGAGCGGCAGCAGCAAUGACAUUACUGCCGGUGGGCACUUUGCCAGCGCCGACACAGGCAGCGAGGCAGCCGCUCGCAAGGACGGUGAGGGAGUCACUACCGAGCUGAUGGGUGAGGCGGGCGGUGCUGGUUUCGCUGCAGCAGUGCCGGCCGCACAGCCGCGAACUGGCGGCCGCGGUAUCUGGGCGGGCAGGUCGCGCCCAGAAGCACGCCCUGCCCAUGACGACGUGAUCCAACUCUUUGCUCCGGACGUGACCCUGCCCACGCACCUUCGGCUGCCGCCGGGCCGCCGCCACGGCCAGCCGGGUGGCGACCCCGCGGCGGACGCGGCGCGGGAGGCCUACGUGCGGUCGAUAGUGCCCAGCUUCGGGCUUCUGCGCCGGCUGACGCGCAUGAUGGUGGCAACGGAGCGUCAGGCUGUGGUGUACGCCGCGCUGGAGGCGUCCCCGGGCUUUGAGGGCUUUGGCGAGGGCCGCUGGGCGCGGCUGCUGCAUUUUGCUGUGGCACUGGACAAGGCGCAGGAGCGCGCCAAAGCCGAGUUGGCUGCAGCAGACGCUGAGGCAACAGCAGCGGCGCGGAUCAAUCAAUCGGUCGCCGCCCUGGAGGCUGGACCAGGCAGCGGGGCGCAAGCCGUAAGCGCCAGCCUCGGCCGCGGCCGCUGGGGCGGUGCGCUGAAGCGCAUGGCGUCUGACAUGCUGUCGUCCAUCGCGCCGGACGUGGUGGCUGAGGGAGAGCCGGGAGCCAAUGCCGCAGCCACUACCGGGACGUUCCUGCAGGAGUGGGACGAGGACGAAGGCGAUUUCGGGGCUGCGGAGGUGGAUAUGGCGGCGGACGUGGAGGCCGAGGUCGAGGCAACGGCAGGCAGAGGAGCCAGCGGGCUGCAGAGCUUGCAUGCGCCGGCGAGUGGGGGAGCGCCUGCGGCAGCGGAGCGCCAACCUGGGGCCCCCGGCGCAGUGGCCCUCAUCGUGGCUGCAGAUUCCGCCAACGCCACGCAUGCGAGUGAGGCGACGGCGGGUGGUGACGACACGGGCACGACGCAAGUGCCUGCUGACGCAAACCCCUCCUCCGCUUCCGCCUCCUCGCCCGCGGCCCAAGUCAACCCCUUCGAGGUCACCGCCGACUUCAAGCGCCGCCUGGAGACAAUGGGCUACCAGGUGCCGGAGCAGGGGGCGAGAGCCCCUGGCGCCGCGGGUGGCCGUAGGCGGCCCCCGGGAAUGGGGGCGGGCCAGCAGGCUGCUCAGGAUGCCGGGGAUGUGGGCAAGGCUGUGCUAGAUGCCGCAGCCUGGGUGGGCGGCGCGCUCGGCUCGUAUCUGGGCAAAGCGGCGCGGUCAGUGGUGCGGCGGGCCCCCAGUCGGCCAUCAUCUGGCGAUGCCAGCGGCGGCGGCGGCGGUGGUCCUGGGACACGUGGAGGAGUGCAGGAGACGGCCCAGGCGCACAAGGACCGGGAUGCACCGGCGCACCAAGCGGCGCCCGGGCCUGCUGAGGGCCGCGCUGAUGAUGCUAAGGAGGACCGAACGGACGAGGGCGCUGAGCGUGCGUGGCUGGACGACAGGGAUGACGACAGCACUAGAAGCAGGAGGUUGCGGCGUAAGGGGGCGGGGCCGAACCGGCCGCAGGACAGGGGCUUCGGAAAGGGCAAGAAAUGAAGAGCUAAGGGAUUGGCAGCUCUGAGCCCAGACAAACCCUGAGACAAACCGUUGGCGGUGCCUAAAUUGUAUGACGCAGGGAGGAGCAAAGGAAUAGUGUGCUCCAUCAUGUACAGCACACAUCUCGCAGUACGUGUGGCACACCUGGAUGAAGUGGAGCAGGGAGCCAGGGUUGUAAAUACUCAUUGGCUGUUGGGGUUACUAGAACCAAACACAGCGCGCGCUGGGCUGCAAUGCAAGCUGGCUGUUGGGGGGAGGGGUGCCUGGUUGGGGGUAUCUGAGGAGCAAGUGGUGUAGUACCGUAUGUGUGCUUGCCUUAUUUAUCUUUGUGUGCUCUGUAUCACCAGGACGGCUGAAUUUUUAGAUGCGGGCGUGCGCUGUUGGGUGUGAUGGGACAGGGUAAUAUGUGGUGUGUAACGUAUAGCCACAGUCCGCCUGCGCUGUUGGGGCGAGACAGUACCUACACCAGACACGGGGAGGGCGUUGGUGCCGUUGACUAUUCGCAGUCUUCAACACAUGAAUCCGCAUGCACUUCCCCUGCCAUUGUACUUUGCAAGGAACGGACAUGGUCGGGAUUCGAGGCGUGCGGUCUUGCCACGUAGCCCUUGUC